AUGCACAGGCAGGACCCACCUGUCGUGCAGGCGCAGGUGGAGCAGUGGGGCGUGUCGGCCACGGAGGGCUGGCAGUACCUGCAGACGGGGCAGGACGAAUCGCCCCAGUGCCUCAGGCAGUCGUUGUGGAAGCGGUGGUUGCACACCGUGGUCACGAUGCCGGAGCUCUCCUCGUCCAGACGCUCCAAGCAGACGGGGCAGCUGGGCAGCUCGACCGCAGGCGCAGUGGCGACGCCCGGCGGGGCGGGGGGAAGGGCGGCGGCGCCGGGGGUGGCGACACCAGGGGUGGCGGCCUUGGGCGGUCCCUGA
Messenger RNA from Auxenochlorella protothecoides, 309 nucleotides. RefSeq lists its product as hypothetical. The transcript has a single exon. NCBI's taxonomy places the organism in Eukaryota, Viridiplantae, Chlorophyta, Trebouxiophyceae, Chlorellales, Chlorellaceae. The record is from RefSeq and is a predicted model, not a curated record. Bases 1 to 309 code for a protein of 102 amino acids.